GCGCGCCGCAGUGGUGGCGGGGCGGGUCGCUGCGUUAGUUUUGGCACUAGGUCUGGAUCUUGCUGGGUCUGGAAGUGCGUGGUAGUUCUGCCCCAGAGCUCAACGAAGAUGACACUGCGCUGUGGGGAUUUCUCGGCUGGGUGGACAUCCGGAAGGAUCACAUUUCCCUCACGUUACUUUCUUAGCCUUGGUAAAGAACCGGCCAUAUUUGACCCUCACCGGCCGCCGUACAGACCCUCUUGUGUGUGCAUGGAUUCCAUUGGAGUGAAGCCGCCUGGCCAUUUAAUCUUAGCGGACUUGUGCGUUUUGUGCUGCAUUUUUUUUUUUUUUUAACCUCAGAAAUAGAUCCCACUUGUCAGUCGAGCCACGUCCCUGCCCCCUGACCUUAAAAUACUGGGAGAGAAGCUGCCCCGUGAUCCUCACGUGACUCCAGGGUUCGGCUUAUCCUCGCCCGGCAACCGUCCUAGAGACCGACACCGCUGACUACAACAUGAACGUGGUCUACCCGCUGGCGGUGCCCAAGGGGCGCCGGCUCUGCUGCGAGGUGUGCGAAGCCCCGGCCGAGCGGGUGUGCGCGGCCUGCACGGUCACUUAUUACUGUGGUGUGGUGCAUCAAAAAGCUGACUGGCGCAGUAUCCAUGAGAAGAUAUGCCAGCUCCUGAUUCCCCUGCGCACUUCCAUGCCCUUCUACAAUUCAGAGGAAGAACGGCAGCAUGGCCUGCAGCAACUGCAGCAGCGGCAGAAGCAUUUGAUUGAAUUCUGCUAUACUGUAGCCCAGAAAUAUCUCUUUGAAGGAAAGCAUGAAGAUGCUGUCCCGGCAGCUCUGCAUUCCCUUCGCUUCCGCAUAAACGUGCAUGGCCUGAGUUCAGUAGAGCUUGUGCCUGCAUACUUGCUGCUGGCUGAGGCUAGCCUUGGUCUGGGCCGGAUCGUUCAGGCUGAAGAAUAUCUAUUCCAAGCCCAGUGGACUGUCCUCAAAUCAACUGACUGUUGUAAUGCCACCCACUCUUUACUGCAUCGGAACCUGGGACUUCUCUGUAUGGCUAAGAAAAACUAUGAGGAAGCCCGUUAUCAUCUGGCCAAUGAUAUUUAUUUUGCCAGUUGUGCAUUUGGAACAGAGGACAUCAGGACUUCAGGAGGCUACUUCCACCUGGCUAAUAUAUUCUAUGACCUUAAAAAUCUGGAUGUGGCAGACACAUUGUACACCAAGGUCACUGAGAUCUGGCAUAAAUAUUUGAACGAUCACUAUCAAGUCCUCUUACAGGCUCGCGUCCAACAAAUGGAUUUACUGGGCAAACGAUUUGAGAAUGACACUGGCUUGGAUGAAGCCCAGGAAGCAGAAGCCGUUCGGACCCUGACCUCAGUAUUGAGCAUUCGAGAAUCUACAUUUGACAAAGCCCCCCAAAAAACUAUCUUUGUUCUGAAAACCCUGGUCAUGCUUUGCUACCUGAUGAUGAAUUAUUCAAAGGCACAGGAAUAUGCCAGGAGAGCCCUCAAUCUAGCCGAAGAACAACUGCGUGAUGUCCAUGAGCAAAACGCCAUUCAAGAGUUAUUACGUCUCAUCUCAGCUGAAGAUCAUCCCAUUACUUAGUGACCCUUGAGCUCUGCAUCAGGGGAUGUUGAGUGUCUACCACAGCAGCCUUGCACAAUUGCUUUGAGGUUCUCUGGGUUGCUGAAAUUUCUACCCUCUUCCCCUGGGACUGCACACAUAGCUGCAAUUUUGUUCGUACACAGCGUAUGUGAAGGAAUAUAGAGCUUUAGGCACAGAAAUCAGUAAAACUGUUCUUUAUCAUGA
Lemur catta (Ring-tailed lemur) is the source of this 1792-nucleotide messenger RNA. It is a transcript of the gene ZMYND12, whose product is annotated as zinc finger MYND-type containing 12. Gene Ontology annotation, molecular function: protein binding. The record is from RefSeq and is a predicted model, not a curated record. NCBI's taxonomy places the organism in Eukaryota, Metazoa, Chordata, Mammalia, Primates, Lemuridae. The transcript has 8 exons. Bases 491 to 1588 code for a protein of 365 amino acids.